Molecule: messenger RNA, 1860 nt
Organism: Toxoplasma gondii ME49
Lineage: Eukaryota; Apicomplexa; Conoidasida; Eucoccidiorida; Sarcocystidae
Product: cleft lip and palate transmembrane protein 1 (clptm1) protein
Exons: 13
Coding region: 1-1860 (619 amino acids)
Cellular component (GO): endomembrane system; membrane
Source: RefSeq, a predicted model, not a curated record
AUGGGGAAGUUAGGCGGCGCUUUGCUGGUCGCCGUAGCGGCGUACCUCUCUUACUCGAUUUUCAUCAUGUACAACGAGACGCAGCCGCCCGUGUACCGUCCUGAAGGGGACAGCGAAAGUGGAAAGACGGAGCCGUCGAUCAGCCGCAAUCGGUUUUCUCCCGACGUCCUCCUCUCCUACGAGUUCUUCCUCUCGCCUUACCAAGGCCUGCCGCCGCUGCGGAACCUCCUCGAGGCAAAGAGUGACAAACGUUUCUUCCACUUGGGCUCGGUGAACAGUCGGCCGUAUGACUGGGAACGAGAGGCGCAGCUGCGCGAGGAAGAGCAGCGAAACUGGAGUUUCUUCGAGAGAAUGCGCGAGGCUCUGAAUUUUUCGGGGAAAGAAAAGUCGGAUUUGGAGGUGAUUGUUCCGGAGCAUCUUCGAAAUAAUACGACGCUGUACGUACACGUGAGGACCCGCGAUGCUCGGAGUGGCGAGGAGCUUCCGCUCCAAGCUGUUCAAAGGCUCUCUUCUCCCGUGGUGCCGGAUCACCUCAAAGUGCUCAAGCGCUAUCUUCUAGAGGAUCCCUGGGGUACGAGAUUGGCAGAGGCGACGACGCACCUGCAAGUUCCUCCUCCACCGGUCGAGUCUGUCCCCGAGUACAUUCAGAUCGGCCCUGUGCUCGAGCAUCGGCCGCUGCUGACGGCAUCCCUUCUUCGCACGUUCGGUCCGAACUCGCCGAUUGUUGACAUCGAGAAGAAGACUUACGCGCUCCCCAUUCAUGUCAACGCGAUGAUCUCGCCGGAGGAUGAACAUCUGCCUCUCGUGACGCUUCCACACGAAAGUUUCGUCCUUCUUCCAGAGGAACGGCGUCGCUCGGCAGCGGCGACGCCUCUGAAAAUCAAAUACAAACCCACAGGUUACGCUUCUUGGCUCUUCCUCCUGAUUAUGGGGCAAGCCGUCGGAAGUCUGCAGCGCAUGCAGUUUUCUUCGUACGACGUCAAUUCAGUCAAGAUGAUGAUGGGGAGCUCCUCGCCGUGGGUGCUCCUCCUCGUCUACCUCAUUUCCCUUCUCCACCUCGUUUUCGAGGUCCUCGCACUCUACUCGGACGUGACGUUUUGGCGCGGCCAAGAAAACCUCGCGCAGAAUUUCUCUGCGAGCGGCUUGCUGAUUGAGAUGGCGCUCGAAAUCGUGACGAUUCUGUACGUACGCGACAACGGCGACUCAUUCCUCGUCCAAAUCUUCAUCUUCCUUCGUCUGCUUCUUAACGCGUGGAAGCUGAGGAAACUGGUCACCUUCACCCUCAGUUCUUCGCCUCCCUACUUCUUCAAGAUGCGGAGUGUCUCUUCUCCGAGUGCCUCCGAGGCGUCUGUCUCGGAAACGGGGAACUCGAGAGAGACGAACAAGAAAGAAACGCCUAAGCCUGUCGCUGUGGACUUCGAGGAACUGCAGCGCUUCGAGAAUUCAUGCAUGUGGUACCUCUUCCUCCUUUUCCUCCCCGUCGUGAUCGGCGUCUCCCUGCACCAACUUGUCUACGUUCCUCAGAAAGGCUGGUGGUCGUGGGUUGUCACUUCCCUCGCGACUUGCGGAUACACCUUCGGUUUCGUCUCCAUGACGCCGCAGCUCUUUCGAAACUACAAGCUGCAGUCCGUCACACAUCUGCCUUGGACCGUCCUCGGCUACCAGUUCACAAAUACGUUCAUCGACGACCUCUUCUCCUGCUUCAUUCGGAUGCCCAAAAUGCACAGGAUGAGCGUCUUCCGGGAUGACGUCGUCUUCGUCGUCUUCCUCAUCCAGCGGUGGCUGUAUCGACACAACAAGCAGCGCGAGGACGCGGAGGCUUCAUGUCAGGAAGAACUGGAAGUCAAAAAGACGAAGUGA